Lycium barbarum (goji berry) is the source of this 1562-nucleotide messenger RNA. RefSeq names its product cytochrome P450 CYP749A22-like. Gene Ontology annotation, molecular function: monooxygenase activity; heme binding; iron ion binding. The coding region runs from base 1 to 1548 and encodes 515 amino acids. NCBI's taxonomy places the organism in Eukaryota, Viridiplantae, Streptophyta, Magnoliopsida, Solanales, Solanaceae. The transcript is spliced from 5 exons. The record is from RefSeq and is a predicted model, not a curated record.
AUGGAUUUAGGGGGAAGUAUCUUUGUCUUCUUUUUCACUACCCUUUGGUUCUAUCUCCUAUGGACACUCAUAAAAUUCCUUUAUUCAGUAUGGUGGAUGCCACUUCAAAUACAAAAUAAAAUGAUCUCUCAGGGAAUCAAAGGGCCCCCUUAUAGAUUUCCUCAUGGGAAUACCAAAGAUAUCUCCCUUAUGAGAAGCCAAACUAUGGACAAACCCAUGGUGGAUAUUUCUCAUGACAUUUUCCCAAGAAUUCAACCUCAUGUUUACUCAUGGACAAGGAUUUAUGGGAGGAAUUUCCUCACUUGGCAUGGCUCAAAACCGUACUUAUUUGUCACUGAACCAGAGCUUAUCAAAGAAAUAUUGGCCAACAAAGAAGAUACUUACCCAAAAAUGGACAUGGAAGGCUAUGCUAAGAAACUAUUAGGGGAAGCACUUAUAACAAAUGAAGGUGAAAAAUGGGCAAAAGUAAGAAAACUGGCCAACCACACUUUCCAUGCCGAAAGCCUGAAACGUAUGGUACCAGAAAUGAGUGAAAGUGUUCAAACAAUGCUAGAAAGAUGGAAAGAACAUGAAGGAAAAGAGUUCGACAUGUUCAAGGAUUUUGGACUGUUAACAACUGAAGUAAUUUCCAGGACAGCAUUUGGAAGCAGCUACAUGGAAGGCAAACAUAUCUUCGAGAUGGUGGCAAAAUUGACUGCAAUAACUGUAAAGAACGUUUAUACUGUCAGAUUUCCUGGAAUCAGUAUGCUAAUAAGAACAGAUGAUGAAAUUGAAGCAGAGAGACUUGAAAGAGGGAUCAAGAGCUCCAUUCUCGAGCUAGUAACGAAAAGAGAACAGGUUAAAGAUGGAAUAUUUGAGAAUUUUGGAACUGAUUACCUAGGGCAACUAAUGAAGCUUUUGCACGAGCCAGACACAGACAAGAGUAUCACAAUAGAUCAAAUGAUCGACGAGGUCAAGGCAUUGUUUGGUGCUGGACAUCUUACAACUACAAGUUUACUUGGCUGGUCUGUUUUUCUCUUAGCACUUCAUCCUGAAUGGCAAGAAAAAGCCAGAAAGGAAGUGUUUACAUUCUGUGGCCUUAAAAACCCAACUUCUGAUGCAAUCGCAAGACUGAGAACAAUGAACAUGAUACUUAAUGAAUGUAUGAGAUUGUAUCCUCCGGUUAUGACAGUGACAAGGAAAGUUGAAAGAGAAGUCAGGCUAGGGAACAUGACACUUCCUGCUAACAUGACGAUUUUCAUGCCAAUUCUGUCACUGCACCAUGAUCCUGGAAUAUGGGGCGAAGAUGUUCACGUUUUCAAACCAGAGAGGUUUGCAGAAGGGGUAUCUAAAGCAACUAACAACAAUGCAGCAGCAUUUUUCCCCUUCGGAUUGGGACCUCGUACUUGUGUUGGUCUGAAUUUCACAACCAACGAAGCAAAGAUUGCCCUUUCGAUGAUUUUGCAGCGUUUUAAGCUCACUCUGUCACCUAAUUAUGUGCAUUAUCCAUCUGAUGUUUUCAUUUUAACUCCCAAGGAUGGAGUUAAAGUUAUCCUUGAAUCCAUUUAGGUAUAUCUAUGUCU